This is a messenger RNA of Chrysemys picta bellii (western painted turtle), 1413 nucleotides long. RefSeq names its product C->U-editing enzyme APOBEC-1-like. The record is from RefSeq and is a predicted model, not a curated record. Gene Ontology annotation, molecular function: zinc ion binding; RNA binding; cytidine deaminase activity. Gene Ontology annotation, cellular component: cytoplasm; nucleus. Lineage: Eukaryota; Metazoa; Chordata; Testudines; Emydidae. Gene Ontology annotation, biological process: cytidine to uridine editing.
UAAAACAAGACAGCAUUGGAUGCUGUAGUUAGGGAAAACCAUGACUUCUGGCUGGAGCAGAGGUCACUUGACUGACUGCACUAUCCAGAGGUGGAAGAUACAACCAAAGGAGUUCAAGGACGUUUAUGACCCGAGUGUACUUCCCAAGGUGACUUAUCUGCUUUAUGAAAUUAAAUGGGGCAACAGCACCAAGAUAUGGAGAAACUGGUGCCGAAACACCAGCACCCAGCAUGCUGAAAUCAACUUCCUGGAAAAUGCCUUCAAGGAAAGAUCUUUCAAUCCUUUGACCCACUGCUCCAUCACCUGGUUCCUCUCCUGGAGUCCUUGCUGGAAAUGCUCUCAAUCUGUGGUAGAGUUCCUGAAGACAUACCCCAAAGUGAACCUAGAAAUGUAUGUAGCGCGGCUCUUUUGGCAUGAAGACAGAAGCAACCGUCUAGGCCUGCGUGACCUGGUAAUGAAUGGAGUCACCAUUAGAGUCAUGGACCUCUCAGCUUACAACUAUUGUUGGAGAACAUUUGUCAACCAUCAAAAUGUAGACGACUACUGGCCUUGGCACCUCACCCCAUGGAUAAUGUUCUUUUCUUUUGAACUCCAGCUUAUCCUUCAGGGCUCUGCAGCCAGUUUACAGAUCUGGCCAGCAAGUAGCAAUCAGGUUCCGAGUUUCAGUCUUAUUCGACCAGAAUAUAGUCACCUAAUGCCUCUGCAAAGGGUCGGUACAGAAGCCAGUCCUGUGAAGCCAUCACAUUACUGGCCUGAAUCAACGGUCAAUCACCAGCAACAGCUAGUGUUUGGGCCUGGACCAAUAGCCAAUCACCUGCAACAGCCAAUGUUUAGGCCUGGACCAGCAGUCAGUCAUCAUCAGCCACUAGUGUUUGGACCUGGAACAAUCGCCAAUCACCUGCAACAGCCAAUGUUUAGGCUUGGACCAGCAGUCGGUCAUCAUCAGCCACUAGUGUUUGGACCUGGACCAAUAGCCAAUCACCUGCAACAGCCAAUGUUUAGGCCUGGACCAGCAGUCAGUCAUCAUCAGCCACUAGUGUUUGGGCCAGGACUAUCGACCAGUCACCAUCUGCAACCUGUGUUUAGGCCAGUACUACCAGCCAAUCAGUGACAGCAACAGGAUUCAGGCCUAGACCAUUAGCCAAUCAACAGCAACAACAAAGUAAUAGGCUCUGGAAUAUAUCCCCUUGGAUCUCCAUAGGAAAUAAACCCCUGGGAGUCCCCUCAUAGUUUGCACUUACGUAAACUAGGGGAAACCAUUUUAACAUACUUCAGCCAAUGCCCUUAUUAUGAAUAACCCUAAACAUUUAUUGCUCCUAUGAACAGUUUUGUGAGGAAAUAAUUUGUGAUGCUGUGACGCUCUGUACCUCGGGGGAACACCCUACACCCCCAGGUUCUUCUUUAUAAAAUGAU